UUGAAGCGAACGCUACCUCGAGCGUGGUACAAUAUACAGCGUCUGGUUUUGACGAGAGUGCAUUUGAAACAUCGCGAUCGAUAUUCCGUGUAUUUAGUGCAGUGAACAAUGGUUUUGUUUUUAGAAAUAAAUUAUUGAAAAAAUAACCAAAAUGAUCAAGAUUUAAUUUAUGCCUAAUCAUCACCUAUUGUCCGGAUAAAUUAAGUCUCCUUGUGAAGUUGACUUUGUAAUGGGGGCACCAGCAUGGGCCUCGCGUGGUGCCAGCGACCGACCGCGACUCCUGCGCAUGACCCCACUACGUCACAGCUUCGCAGCGCCUGCAUCGCCGCCAGCACAGCCACCUCCGCGCACGCAUGAUUACGCUUCCGACGUAGACACUAAUAAGAAAGAAGAUAGCUGGAACGCAAAUUUGUCACAAAGAUGGCGUAAGCUACGACGUCGUUGUUCGCGACUACGGCCUGGUUCUGGAAACCGGGAAGCGAGUCCUGUUAGAUGUUCACCAUCGCCUCCCAGACCUCCGCCACAUUGUUCCCCUGCGCCACCGUCCAAGUUGUCGUUUCGACAUCGCGGCAAAGUGUACACCACUGCGUCACUGCGGGUCACCAGCGGAGCACCGGACUUACUACGUGCCCUUGGCAAGUUAGGGGGUGGUUUGCGUCGACGAGCUCUAUCUGCUCACGAUGUUCUAGCACCACCUCCACAACAACCAGCUACUUUCUAUGUUCCUAGUCCUACUGGUACAAUAAGACAACCAUCUUCCCCCUCUCCACCGAGACAAAGUGCCACAUUACGACGAAGGUGUAGCUCUCCGAACGUUUAUAGAACUAAAGCUACAACUGCACCAAGAGAUCGUGCUCCAUUGAUAGAUCAAGAUGACGAAAAUCGAGACUUAGUCGAUUACAACUAUUUACCAGAAAGACGAAAAAAUAAUUCUGAAAGUAGAAGCCGUCGUCCCUAUAGUGAAAACGUUGAACUGGACAUGCCCCCAUAUAGAAAUGGAUAUAAUAGACUGCCUCCUGAUACCCAGAAUCUAUGGGAAGAACCUUACCGGCUGCCUCGUGUUCAAGCACGGCAAGAACCUCUGCAGCAGCUGCGUAAUUGUGUCGCUGAAUUACGAGUGAGUGCGACCCCUAGAACACCCCGCCCGCCACCUGCUCCACCAUCGUCACAACAAGCUAAACGACCACCUGCACCCGAGCCAAGGGAUGUGCACACAUUUGAGGUGCGCUUUACGAAGUCGGCGGGUGGCAAGGGUCUCGGGUUCAGUAUAGUAGGUGGUCGAGAUUCUCCUAGAGGCGAUAUGGGAAUAUUUGUCAAGACUAUAUUUAAUAACGGACAAGCGGCAGAAUCUGGAUUAUUACGAGAAGGUGACGAAAUAGUGUCAGUGAAUGGACGUGGAACGGCAGGGCUGACACACGGUGAAGCGAUUAGGCUAUUCAAAGACGUUCGCGCUGGACCAGUGUUGCUUCGUGUUGCACGGCGUUCCCCAACACGCUGACUGCCCUGCGCCUGCUGCGGCGACUCUCAGCCGAUGCAGGCGCCUACAUAUCGCACCCACGAUAUCUACUCUACCAUGUAACGCUUUUUUCAUAUAUUUUUUCUUGAUCAAAACAAAAAUACAUUUGACAUAUAUGCAGGCAGUGAACUAAAUGCGUUAUUUAUUAGUAAUAUAUUAGUAAUAAACGUAGAUGCUACCACUUUCAUAGACACAGAAAUCAAUGGAUACUUGUAGGUGUGAAAAUCUGAUUAUUAGGAAGAAAUAGCAAAUCCAGAAGGCAUGAAUUUCUCUUAAAUAAUGUUUCUCAUUUUAUAGCUUGAUGUGAAACAGUAGUUUCAUCUGACCGAGAUAAAAAAUCGAUCUCCGUAAGUUAAAGUUAAAAAGUUAAAAGAUUUGUGCGCUUAUAUAUAUAUUUGCUUCAUUUAUUAUAUGUUUAAUAUCAUAGUUUUAUUUCAUCUAAUAUUGUAACAAUUCGACUGUUUUUCUGUACAUGUAAUGUUUUUAGACAUUAUGUGAAUAAUUUGAUAUAAAUAAGAUAUCUGAUCGGACAUAAUAUUUAAAAAGUUGUGUUCAGGUGCAUUAUAAAACAUUACGUUUUUACAAGAAAUAUUUUUUUAAUAAUUUACAAGUACACAGAAAAUAAUUAUAGUUUCCGAUAAAAUAUAUCUGUGAUAUUGUAAUUGAAAGCUAAAUAUAUAUUAAAAUUAUUAUGUAAGGAAGCUAAUUUAUUUUUAUAUAAAUUAGAUUUAGUUGCUGUAAUAAAUAUUUAUAUGUAUAUAUGCAAUAGUGACUAUAUGUACAUGUAUGAUAUAAUAUCGUAUGACAAAUACGUAUACUGUACCUAAAAGCAUUUCAUAUUUUUGUAAUGAUUAUAGUACAAUUAAAAUAAUUAACCAAAUAUUGCUUAUGAAGUCUAUAAGUGUGAUCAACGUGAAACGCAAUUCUAUAAGGUGUUAACUAGACUAGUAGAUUUCUAAUUAUUCUAGUGUGGAAAAGAGACUUAGGUAUGCGAGAAAGAGCAUAACAGAAAAUAUACAAGUCCAAUUUAUAAUUCAAACACUGACAAGUUUGUCAAAUAGAAUUAUAAUAUGAAUUCAAAUCCAUUAUAACAAUUUUCUUAAAAUAAAGAUUGUAGUAGGUAAAUAACGCCGAAUCUGCUAUUAAAACUUCCGUUGUGUUUUUACGUAGUAGUAUAUAUCCAUAUUAGACAGUGCUUUCUUCUGUACUUUUGCACUAUUAG
Achroia grisella is the source of this 2738-nucleotide messenger RNA. Its product is annotated as serine/arginine repetitive matrix protein 1-like. Bases 230 to 1498 code for a protein of 422 amino acids. NCBI's taxonomy places the organism in Eukaryota, Metazoa, Arthropoda, Insecta, Lepidoptera, Pyralidae. The transcript is spliced from 5 exons. Gene Ontology annotation, molecular function: protein binding. The record is from RefSeq and is a predicted model, not a curated record.